This is a messenger RNA of Orbicella faveolata, 3130 nucleotides long. RefSeq names its product acid-sensing ion channel 2-like. NCBI's taxonomy places the organism in Eukaryota, Metazoa, Cnidaria, Anthozoa, Scleractinia, Merulinidae. The record is from RefSeq and is a predicted model, not a curated record.
UGCAUUCUUUUGCAUAAGUUGUUUACAUUAGGAAUUUCAUUUUGACUAAAUGAGGUCCGAAUAUUCAACAGUAUAGAAUUGAAAUAUAAUGGCACCUCUCACGUAUCUUUUGCUUUCCCCUGCAGUCCCUUGAUUUUCCUGCUGUUACAAUCUGCAAUUUGAAUAUGCUGAAAGCUAACAAGAUAAACAAAAAAAAACUUCAGCAAUUAUUCAAGGAUUUGGAAAACAGACGCCUUGACCGGGCAGACGGGUUAUCUCAACAGCGAAUUGACAAAUCUAUCAUAAAUACAACCGAGGAAAGCAUGCAACAACAGAUUAAUGAAUUGGAAACCUCGGUGAAGGAAUCGCUAUUGUCCAAGGCAAAAAGUUCUGCAGAGAAAGAACUUUUAUCGAGUGUAAGUGUAGACACGUCGAGCUUAGACACGGCGUUCUUGGAUAUGAUUUUGAAAAGCGUUCCAGAGGAAGAUUUGGCCGAGAUAGGACAUGGCCUAGAUGAAAUGCUAAAGCACUGCCGAUGGCUUUCGUUUAGCUGUGGAAAGGGCAGUCUCAGGAGACUCUGGCGACAUUUCUGGCAUUGGAAGUAUGGCAAUUGUUACGUAUUCAACUCGGGCUUGGCUCAAAAUGGAAGCAGCUUACCGGUUAUGAAAGUAGAUAAAGCAGGGCCAUAUAGUGGUCUUGAGAUGGAUAUCUUUAUUAAUCAGGGAGAAUACACAGCACUGACAGACGAAGCUGGAGUUAGAGUUGUAUUGACCGACCAAACCCGAAUGCCAUUUCCAUUUCAUGAAGGCUUCAGUGUGCCGACCGGAUUUUCAACCUCGGUUGGAAUUAAAAAAAGAUACAUCCAACGAGUGGAUCCUUAUUCAAACAACAGUUGCAUCGACGAAAGCAAGGUGAAAAAUAAAACCGACAUCUACAAAGAGAAAUAUCACGUGAACUACUCUUGUCAGGCAAGUGUUUAUUAUGGACCUAGCCACUUGAUUUGUAGAGCGUUAUUUGUCCAUGAAGGUGUAAAUUCAUCAGGGUUGCCACGGUCAGGGAGAAGUCAGGGAAAAUUAGAUUUUAUUCAAGGUCAGGGAGUUUUGUAUCAGGUCAGGAAAUUUCUAAGUCCCUGUUUAAGGUCAGUAAAAAGUCAGGGAAUUGCUUGCAGAAUGUCAUGUUUAGCUACCAAACAAGUGGAAACAUGCAAUUGCUCUGAGCCGCGGUUUCCCACCAACAGUUCUGCAUGUUUAAGCGUACAGCAACCCAAAUAUACUUACAAUGUGCUUUUGUUUUUUUUUUGUUUUUUUUAUGCAGCGUCCAUUAACAAAAAACUUUCUUCAUUGAUUCCAUUUUUUUUUUUUUUUUUUGUUUCUGUCAAAUCAGACCAAUGUAUAAGACAGGUAGAAGCCACGUUCACAGCACUAGGACAGGACUGUGACACCAAGUGUCCCCGGCCAUGCUUAGAAAAUGUCUUCAGGUAUACAGUUUCAAGUUCUCGCUGGUCAAGGGCAUUCAACACAUUGAUUAAAAGAAAGUAUUUGAAGAUGGACUCCGUAGGAAAUGCUCUACUGGCAAGUGAAAACUUUUUGAGGUUGCAAAUUUUCUAUGAAGAUCUGAGCGUUUCCAAAACUAUCAACGAAAAAGCAUACAAGAUUGAAAAUCUCUUGGCUGACAUCGGAGGUCAGUUGGGCUUGUGGAUUGGCUGUUCUGUCAUGACCGUUGUUGAAAUAUUGGAGCUAAUAACAAAUUUGUUGACCUAUCUUUGGGGUAAGCACAAGGAGAAAUAAAAAGCUGGCAGCUGAUGACGCACCUUCCAGACCACGUACGAGAAAUCAAAAAUGUCGUAACACCUCUCUAUAAAAUCAAAAUAAAUAAAUAAAUAAAUAAAUUACUUUAUGUAAGCGUCAAAAUAUUUAGCACUGCUGUGCUAAUUGGAGGCACUGAAAAAAGAAAUUGAACAGAAACUUAACAGGAGUCUGAACAGGAGUCUUUUGCUUAUAAAUUUAUAUCCUGCUUUGAUACUCCUAUAUUUGUAUAUCUUUGACUGUGUAUGUACACUCACUUUGGCAAGGUGUAACUUAAAGUGAACGAAGACAAGAAAAACAUUAUCAAGAACAAAUUACGACGAAAAAAUCAUAUUGCAAAGCAGAUGAGUUAUCUGUGCAGACCUACACUGAGGUUGGGGCGAACUUAACCUCGCCUAAUUCCAACAUCUGGAGUUGAUAGUUCAAUGUAUAUUCGGCUUAACCCAAAUUCUCGAGGCAUUUAUACUCAAAUAUCUGAUCUUUUUGCGACUUUGUCCAGCAAAAUGAUCUAUUUAAUUGAACAGAUACACGUUUAACUGAUUUUUCUAAAGCCCUUUAAGGUAUUCCUGGAGACUAAUUUGAACAUUUUUCUCACAUAUCUUCAUACGUCAAAUCCAUCAAAAUAUUGGUUCAAAGUUGUUUAUACUUUCACACCUAAUACAGUUUUGUAUGUAGAUUCCCUAAAAAACAAUUUAAUUCUGAAAGGAUGAAAGGCAUUCCUGAAAUUUGAUAUUUUAAUGGACGAGUUCUAAACUUAUAUUCCUAGCGCUUCAAAGAGCUGUAGUUGUUAAUUUCAGAAACUGAAAAAGGUAGCCUGCUGAAAAUAUAAGUAAUAUUACAACCUAUUGUUGAUACGGAAAUGCGUGUGCAACACAAUUACACCCUACUAAAACAUACUGUGGGAUAAACGGUCGGACCUCUCUAAACAGACACCUAUAUUCUACGGACACCUCCAUAUAACGCCGGGACAGCGGACUCUAUAACAUAACCUCAGGUAGCAAAGUUAAUAUAAGCUCUCUCUAUCGCGGACACUAAUUAUGUAUGUUAAGUGCAUGAACGUGAAAUCGCAAUCAAUUACGAAGGUUCGACUUUAUUUAAUAACGAUGAAAAUUAAAAUUUAAAUGGCUGCACGGGAAGUAAAAUAACCAUAAUUCGACGCACACAAGAUUUACAAACAUUAUGGUAGAUGAGUAUAAGUAGUGGAGACUAAAAUAUGCAAUUUUAAGUAUAUAUGCAAUUUUAAACUUAAUGUAAAAUACUCGCUUUGCAUCUAGAUCUACUUUCUAUCUUCCAAAAAUUCGAACAAAUUAUGGCAAAUUUAAUAUUCGAUUUAAUGGACCUAAAUU